Molecule: messenger RNA, 4926 nt
Organism: Paramormyrops kingsleyae
Lineage: Eukaryota; Metazoa; Chordata; Actinopteri; Osteoglossiformes; Mormyridae
Source: RefSeq, a predicted model, not a curated record
GCUACGCCGCGCGCUCAGUGCGUAACCCCCCCGCUGAACGUUAACCACCAAGAAGACAAAGCGGCGGAAUAAUGCCCCGGUGGAUCAACUCAGUGUGCUUUUAUUUAACCGUUUAAGUACCAAAAUCGACUGAGGCGGACUCCCCGGGGUUUUCAGGAUUCCCUGGAAAGAAAUGGACUUAAUUCUUAAAUCAUGCAUUUAAAUGGCGGUAACAUGGAAACAAGUUCAUUCAGAAGUUGCAUGUAACUGGAAUACAGGGGAUAAGAAGAAGAAAUCAAAGCCCACUCCUAUGACUCUCACCACUUGACAUACUUUUUCCCCUCCAUUUUUUCCCUCUCGACGUUGGAAUCAAGGCAGAAUUUUAAUCUGCCAACAUGGACAGUGAGGACGACCUCUCUCAUAGUAGCGAUGAUGGAGGCUCGACACGUGCUGAUUUAAUCCACAGUGACAAAAAAAGAGAGGCAAAAGGGACCUGUCUUAAAAUAGAGGGUCAAGAUGGUUAUGUGUUCAAGUCAUACAGAAUUGCUCAUAAGUCUAAGAAUGGAGAAACUUCUUCCUUGUCCUCAGAGACACUGGCUACAGAAGCCCUCUCAGUCUCUUCUGAAAGGACGUCAGAGGACCAGUCUUCUCAGGUUGGUGCACAACUGUCAGAACCUCAGUUAUCAGAUGAAAAGGCUUUUCUUGAAGAGGCAACCAUUUCUAAUCAGUGCCCAAAUGCUGCAACCUCAUGUAAAAAUGAAAGGACACUCAAGCAGUCAGAAGAUGAAACAAACAUACAUAUCAAACAGGAAGAACCAAAUGCUAUGAAGAAGGAUGACCAGGAGGAUCAGAAUUUUACCUUUGAUAGUUCGGUAGAGCCUUUUGUUACCAGAGAUGAUGACUUACUUAAUUAUAAUAGUACUCUUUAUGAUGUGGCUAUGGAUGCUGUAACACAAAGUCUUCUGUCAUCAAUAAGAAACCCUGUAAACCCACGAAAGAAAUCACCUGCUUGGAACCACUUCUUCAUAUCACCCCGUAAUAGCACCAAAGCAAUCUGUAUGUACUGUAUGAAAGAAUUCAGUCGAGGAAAGAAUGAGAAGGACCUCAGUACCAGCUGUCUGAUGAGGCAUGUGAGAAGGGCUCAUCCCACUGUGCUGCUGCAAGAAAGUGAGUUUCACCCGAGUACCCCUGUCUCGUCUUCCUUAGUACAUCCUAGAAAUUCACCGAAUAAUGGGGACUUGGCAGCUAACACAUCUGCUUCUCAAAAAAGCAGCUGGAUGUUGGGGCUGUCGGCAGAUGAGGGUGAGGCUUUGCCCAAAGAAGCGUUCCCUGUUACGCAAGAAUCAGAGCAGAGUGCCAAAAAGGAAACCUGCAAGGCUUCCUCUCCACAUUCCACCAACCACCAAACCGAAGAAGCUACAGACAGCACGUCUGAACCCAUCCUAACAACUCAUAAAAAUGGAAACUCUCGGAGACGAUCAGCAGUGUGGAAGCAUUUUUACCUGUCCCCAGUAGACAACUCCAAGGCAGUGUGUAUACACUGCAUGAAUGAGUUCAGCCGAGGAAAGAACGGUAAAGACUUGGGGACAAGCUGCUUGAUUCGUCACAUGUGGCGGGCCCACAGAGACAUAGUUGCAGAGGAAAGCGGACAGGGUUGUACCAUUCCACCGCCUUAUACAAGCCCACCUACCCUUUUGUCACGUUUUCAGCCUCAAGAGACAAGCGAGAUCAAAAAAGAAUCCUCUCUUGUCCCAUCCUCCCCUGAAACGGUGUCUGACGAAGCACUGCAAAGUUUUAGUGAGAAUAUGGAUGUUAAAGAGGACUCAAAUGAUGAGUUGUAUAAUUCAGGACAAGAGUCUUCAGCUGAUAUUUCAUUAGAACAUAAAGGAGACAAAGAUCCACAUCCACCCCUGAUAGAGGAGCUGUCUGAGGGCUUAUACCUACACCAAAAUCUUACUUCAAUAUUCCAAGAAAACAAAAAAAUCAUGAAAAGAGUGAAGUCAGAGGUCUGGCAUCAUUUCCUUGUGUCCCCAGGUGACCAGCUCAAGGCGUUGUGCAGAUACUGUCCUUGUGCCAUCAGCCGAGGGAAACGUGGGGACUUUGGGACAAGUUGUCUAAUGAGGCAUCUCAUGAGACGUCACCCUGAUGUCCUUCACGAUCAGAAAACCACGUGUGAUAAGGUGUCCUUGUCUGGUUCAGCCCACACCACCUCAGCAGCUGCUCAAGCUUUAUCCUCAGAAGAUCCAGAUGGCACUGAAAAGAAAUUGCGCACUUUCAGCAAGAAGACUUCUAAGUUAUGGAAUCACUUUUCUAUUAGUGCCACUGACCCCACAAAGGUUAUUUGUUUGCACUGUAACCGCACGAUAAGCCGAGGUAAAAAGACGACAAACCUCGGCACCAGUUGCUUAUUUAGACACAUGCAGAGAUUUCAUGGACAUGUUCUUGAAAAUAACAGCAGUGUCUCAGGUAUUGUGUCUUCUGCUGGCGUUCAAGUAAAAGAAGAACCCAUGGCCACUUCCUUAUAUGAAGAAAAUGGCAAAAAAAUUGCCCAGUAUCACCCUGUAUCCAAAAAGAUCACCAGGCUUGUCGCUGAAAUGCUUGCGCUGGAUCUGCAACCCUCAGCACUUGUAGAGAACGUCGGUCUCGGCCGAUUACUGGAAUACCUGCAGCCACAGUACUCAUUACCUUCGCCUUCUUACUUCACAAGCACUGCCAUUCCAGAGAUGUACGAAAGGGUGAAAGAAGUCAUUGUUACACACCUGAAAGAGGCUGAGAGUGGAAUUAUUCAUUUCACAACAAGCAUUUGGAUCAGCAGCCAAACUAAAGAGUACUUGACUCUGACAGCCCACUGGGUAACCUACGAGUCGUGCGUGAGACCUCAGGGCCAGGACUUUCACUGCUCCGCCCUUCUCAGCGUUACUCAGAUUGACUGUGAUUACAAUAUGCUCAGUAUCCAGAAGCAGCUGGAGUAUCUCUGGGAUACUUGGAUUAAUUCAUCAGGUCUGAAAAUUGGGUUUACUGUGACUGAUAACCUGAGCAUUGUAAAUACACUGGACAGUAAUGAUCACGCUACCUUAAAAUGUUUCAGACACACAAUUGACCUCAUUGUUACUGAAGCCAUAAAGAGCCAAAGGAUGGUUCAAAACCUGCUAAGUACAGGCAGGAAAAUCUGCGAGCGUGUUCACCGUUCCGCUAAAGCAAAGGAGAAGUUAGCUGAACUUCAGAAGACUUACCACUUGCCUGAAAACCAGCUCGUUCAAGAUGUUCCUUCCAAGUGGAAAACAUCAUUUUACAUGCUUGAACGUUUAGUGGAGCAAAAGAAAGCAAUUGAUGAAAUGUCAAUAGAGUGCAAUUUUAGGGAACUGAUAAGCUGUGACCAAUGGGAGGUAAUGCAGUCUGUGUGUAACGCUUUAAAACCUUUUGAAGUAGCAUGCAGGGAAAUGAGCGACCGGACUGCCACACUAGGCCAAGUCAUACCGCUAAUUCAUAUCCUCAACCGAAAGAUAGAUAUGCUCUUUGAUGAGACUAUGGGCAUCGAUAACAUGCUGAAGUCUCUGAAGGAGGCAAUGGUAAGUCAAUUGUCCUCCACACUUCAUGACCCAAAGUAUAUUUGGGCAACGAUGCUGGAUCCUCGAUACAAGACUUCUCUGUUCACAGAGGAAGAGGCUGAACAGUGCAAGCAAGACCUCAUCAGAGAACUUGAGGCAUCAUUAUCUACCUCAACUGAUACCAAGCUUUUACCGUCCAAUGGAUGCAGCGUUUUCCCAGUUUCAUCCAAUAGUACUCAGUCUGAUGAGGAUAACCUCUGGGCCCUAAUGGAUGACAUCAAGAAAAAGAUCAAGCAGGAAGAGCGACCUAAAUCCUCAGAGCUAGCAGUGCUGGAGUAUUUAGAAGAGGAGAUACUUGAUCAAAGCUGUGAUCCCCUGGACUACUGGAAUCUGAAAAAGUUUCUGUGGCCAGACCUUGCCAAAGUGGCUGUUCGUUAUGUUAGUUGCCCUCCUAGCAUUGUCCCAGCAGAGACACUGUUCAGCACAGCAAGUUCCAGCUAUGCCAUGAACCAGUCCAGACCAUUGUUGGAAAACCUCGAGGGCCUCGUCUUUUUAAAGGUCAACCUCCCUUUAAUAUAUUUUCAGUACUGAUAAGGUUUUAACCUUGUGGGUCUAAAUCACAGACUCCUACUAGCCACAGGAUCUGUGAAAAUAGACAAUACAUUAUUUUACUUAUUUAUUUUUUACUACUAAGAAUGCUUUUCCAUUUUGGCUCAGAAAUGGUAUAUGGAGCAUUUGGACCAAUCACAGCUAUUAAUUGAAAAAAAUGAUUUGUGUAAACUACUGUUAACAUUUGACAACUGAAGCAAGCCUGUAGCCUAGUGAAAACUGGCAGAGCAAGAGGCUUUGACUGUCAGUUGCAGGAUUAAAUAUUUUGUUGUGAUAUUGUUAUGUAUAACUUUGUUCUUUUUUUCUUCUCUCUGCUUGUGCCUUAUGCAAACUACUUCAGGUCAAAGAUGCUGUAAAUAUUUAAGUGGUGUUAUACCAAUUUGUAGUCUUUGAAUUUAGGUGAUUAUGUAUUAUAGAAUAGAUGCUGAAUGACAUUUUACUCUAAAAACCAGGCCCAAAAAUACUGUGAAUGGAGAAUAUUUAAAAAUAUUCAUAUUUAAUUUUCUUUGUGAAAUUGUGGCUGAUGGUACAGUCUAUUAGAAUUAGCUUUUUUAAACUCACUUUUUCUACAUGAACAUUAUAAAAUAGUUCUGUAUUCACAAUAAGCAAUCUGUUUCAAAUACUUUAAGCACAAUUAGUUGAGGGAAUUAUGGGUUCACUGUUGAAUAAAUUACUGUACAUCUUUAAAUAUUAAUUUCCAUAAGGAUUUUGAUAAUUGUAUAAGCAUUUAGACUGGAUUUAAACACGUUUUGUGGUAAUUUUUUAAAUAAAACCUUGCCCAGGGACAGAA